Molecule: messenger RNA, 1488 nt
Organism: Anopheles coluzzii
Lineage: Eukaryota; Metazoa; Arthropoda; Insecta; Diptera; Culicidae
Product: segmentation protein fushi tarazu-like
Exons: 2
Coding region: 1-1488 (495 amino acids)
Biological process (GO): anterior/posterior pattern specification; negative regulation of transcription by RNA polymerase II
Cellular component (GO): nucleus
Molecular function (GO): RNA polymerase II cis-regulatory region sequence-specific DNA binding; DNA-binding transcription factor activity, RNA polymerase II-specific
Source: RefSeq, a predicted model, not a curated record
AUGGCAGCAGCACAUUCGGUCUACAAUGAGUAUCAAUCCAGCUAUUAUAACUCGUGUUACAACUAUUCUCAACGUGGGCCAGAGCAGUUUAUUCCAAAUUAUUAUCAAACAGCACUUCAAUAUGGUGACAGUAAUAUGAGUAUACCACAAUCGCAACUCUUGCAAAACUCACAAUACGCGCAGCAGUCACAACAGGAAAUUCAAAACAUAUCAUCCAUAUCGUCUUCAGCUUAUGGAUAUUCGGCUACGGCGCAAUAUAACCAUGAUGAGCAAUUUAGCUCGAAUUCGUUACAUACUAGACAUCACCAAUUAGAAAAUUAUGGAAAUCAGUUUGAUAGUUAUUACGGCUAUCCGUAUCAAACCACUGCCCAUUAUAGUUUGUGUGGAGCACAAGAACAUUUCGAAGAAUACUUUUACAAACCAACUGAAGUCGAACGCUCUAAUGUGGAAAAAAGGUCUUGCGAGAAGAGUUGUGAGCCCAUCAAACCACCUGCCAUGAAAAGAAAGAUCAGUGAGAAAGAAACAAACGAUAAUGAAAAAGAUUCUCCAGCACUAAGAGCACUGCUAACUAAUCCAGCCAAAAAACUAAAGUACAACCCUCAUUAUGCUCAUUCCAUGACGAACGAAUCUAGUCGUCGCAUCGAAGCUACGUUCGGAUAUAAUAAUGGCUUUCUUUCGCCUGCUGCAAGUGACCGCAUUGUUCCUGACAUUGUACCAUUAUCACCCAACAAAACCGAUGAUAGCAUUGAUAGCUUGUUGGAUAAUUCGUCCAAGCAAGAUAUAGUAACGAUGCAAUGUGUGGACUAUACGUUAAAUAGUCUGCGCCAAAUUACGGCCACACCAAAGUAUGAUGGCGUUAGCACUCCACCCCUUUCUCCAAAGAAUAUGGAAAGUGCAAUCUCAUCUCCUUUUCCCUUUCCUUCCACAGAUCAUCCUAAAGAAUCAUCUAAACGAACUCGACAGUCUUAUUCCCGUCACCAAACGAUAGAAUUGGAAAAGGAGUUCCAUUUCAAUCGGUAUCUUAAUCGGAGACGUCGUAUCGAAAUUGCUAGCAUGUUGAAGCUCACCGAAAGGCAAAUCAAGAUUUGGUUCCAAAAUCGCCGCAUGAAGGCAAAAAAGGAUAAUUCAGCAUCAGCCAAUACACCAGAUCUGACAUAUGAUGGUGAAAUACCACAGCAAUCUUUAGAAUCUAUCGUAGCAGUUCAGUCACAACAUCAUACUGCGUCUGAUUCGCAACCAUUGUCGAUGAAUACGUCGGCUAGUACUGUUACUCAACAGGUAGGCCGUCAUUGUGAUCAGCAAAUGAUGGACGGCUGGUCGUAUCCUCAUUCAAACUACUCACAUAACCAGUAUUAUUACAUGCAAAAUUAUUCUAAUUAUUCGCAACAUAAUUUUCAAACUGCGGGUCCUAUUUCUAGUGGCCUAUACAACGGGCAUCAUCCACAUCAAACAAUUGCAACUUACAUUUCAUCUCCGAGUCUUACAUGA